ACGGGCUGCCUCGAUUUGACAACCACCAUGGCCGCUGUUGCUGAAAACAGUACAAAGCGGAGAAAUCCUCCCUCUUUCCAACAUUUGCCGUCGAACAGAGCGAAAAAACUAAAACAAGCUUGGGUGACCAACGCUAAAAUCAAGAGUCAAUGGAAGGCUGAGCAAAGGAGAUCAGGGUCUCGGGUGGCCAAGGAUGUAAAGCACUCAGAGUCUCGUGUUGGGUCUGAGGAUGAUGCUGGCGACAAUCGUGUUCACAGUGCCGAUGAAGCAACAGUUACGAAACUGGGAAUGGCCGAGCAGCAUCCCAAAAUUCCUAAACCUGCAAAGUAUGGCAGGUCAUCCAACAGCCGCUCUCAGAGUCAGGGGGAAUCCAGCCGCCGGACAGAACAAUCCCAUCCUUCAUCUCAGCCGACGUCCCGAGAUCUUGCUCGCGAAGCUUACUCUCCGGCUUCCUUGCACACAUACCGCUCCGAUCCUUUAGGAAAACGCCAGCGAGGGGGUUCAUCCAUCGGUCGGGGGCGAGGCCACGGCCGCGGUCAGCCAGACAUGAAGAAACGCAUGAACGUUUUACUCGAAACCAUCAAACGAGACUACGCCUAA
Mycena citricolor is the source of this 600-nucleotide messenger RNA. Lineage: Eukaryota; Fungi; Basidiomycota; Agaricomycetes; Agaricales; Mycenaceae. The record is from the annotation of a GenBank genome assembly.